GCCCCUCCCGCACGCAGGUCGGCGGGUGGGCAGAGCGCCGGUUCGCACAGAGGCGGCACUGUUGGCACGCCCGCGGCUCCGCGCGUCCAAAGGUGGCCCAGUCAGUCGUCCUCCGAGGCGGCAGCGGAAAGCUCCACAAGAGGAGGGAACUCGUAGCCCCCAGUCGCGCCACAGCUUCUCCUUUUUUUUUUUUUUUUUUUUGUGAUGUUCAGUUGGGUGAAGCAGGAGCAGGGCGGCCGCAACAAGGAGGGCGAGAUGUACCAAACGGUGACCGAGGGGCUGCAGAGCCUCUACAGCAAGAAGCUGCUGCCGCUCGAGGAGACGUACCUCUUCCACGACUUCCACUCGCCCGCCCUGGAGCCGGCCGACUUCCAGAGCAAGCCCAUGGUGCUGCUGGUGGGCCAGUACUCCACCGGCAAGACCACCUUCAUCAGGUACCUUCUGGAGCAGGACUUCCCGGGCAUGCGCAUCGGACCCGAGCCCACCACGGACGGCUUCAUCGCGGUGAUGUACGGCGACAACGAGGGGGUGGUCCCCGGCAACGCGCUGGUGGUGGACCCCAACAAGCCCUUCAGGAAGCUCAACGCCUUUGGAAACUCCUUCCUCAACAGGUUCAUUUGCUCUCAGAUGCCCAAUCAGGUUCUUCAGAGCAUCAGCAUCAUCGACACGCCGGGCAUCCUGUCCGGGGAGAAGCAGCGCAUCAGCAGAGGUUACGACUUUGCCGAGGUUCUGCGCUGGUUCGGCGAGCGGGUGGACAGGAUCAUCCUGCUCUUCGACGCCCACAAGCUGGACAUCUCAGACGAGUUCUCCGAGGCCAUCCGAGCCCUCAAAGGACAAGACGACAAGAUCAGGGUGGUCCUCAACAAGGCCGACCAGGUGGACACGCAGCAGCUGAUGCGCGUGUACGGCGCCCUCAUGUGGUCGCUGGGCAAAGUGAUCAACACCCCGGAGGUGGUGCGGGUCUACCUGGGUUCCUUUUGGGCCAAGCCCCUCCAGAACACGGAGAACAGACGUCUCUUUGAGGCCGAGUCCCAGGACCUCUUCAAAGACAUCCAGAGUCUCCCGAGGAACGCGGCGCUGCGCAAACUCAACGAUCUCAUCAAGAGGGCUCGGCUGGCCAAGGUGCACGCGUACAUCAUCAGCUACCUGAAGAAGGAGAUGCCGUCGCUGUUCGGGCGCGAGAAGAAGAAGGAGGAGCUGAUCCUCAGGCUGCCGGAGAUCUACGCCAUCCUGCAGCGGGAGCACCACAUCAGCCCCGGAGACUUUCCCGACGUCGCCAAAAUGCAGGACAUGCUGCAGCACUACGACUUUGGCAAGUUCCCGUCGCUGAAGAUGAAGCUGAUCGAGUCGGUGGACAAGAUGCUGGCGUCCAAGAUCGCCGGGCUGAUGACGAUGAUCCGCGAGGAGGAGUCCAAGGCGCCGCCGGCCGCCGUGUCGGGCGGCGCCUUCGAGGGCUCCCAGGACGGCCCCUUCGGCCGCGGCUACGGCGAGGGCGUGGGGGCCGGCGCCGAGUCCGGCGACGAGUGGAUCGUCAGCCGCGACAAGCACCGCUACGACGAGAUCUUCUACACGCUGAUGCCCGUCAACGGCAAGAUCAGCGGCGUCAACGCCAAGAAGGAGAUGAUGAACUCGCGGCUGCCCAACAGCGUGCUGGGAAAGAUCUGGAAGCUGGCCGACUGCGACCGGGACGGCAGCCUGGACGACCAGGAGUUUGCGCUGGCCCAGCACCUCAUCAAGGUCAAGCUGGAGGGCUACGAGCUGCCGGCCGAGCUGCCCCCCCACCUGCUGCCGCCCGCCCACCGCAAGGACCCCGACCACCAGUACCGCCACGCCGACGACUAGGACGGCGGGGACUGUCCCGGGGGCUUUUCUUUGCCCGCGGCCUGAAUGUUUGACACUGCCUUCGAGAUUCAUUCCACCGGUGGGGGGGGGCAGAGCUGGACAUGCCUGUGCUCUUUCGGAGCUUGGCCAUUGCUCACAUUCAGCCCCCCACUUCGUGCCCUGCUUUAAAAAAAACAACCAAACGUGACUUGCUUUCUGUCUUUUUUUUUCCCGCCGCUUUCGUACGCUAACCCGCUAGCCUCGCGCGAGCGCUCGCUUCCGCACAACGAUUCCAAUAGCAAACGCGGAAGCCGACCAUGUCGUCAAUUCCUUCCCAAACGACGACUCAAAAGUCCGGAGGACACUUUCGAGCGUACGCCCGCGUGCCGACGGAAGAGCGGCGGGAAGCGAGGGCGACCUCCGCGCGCCUCGGCUCCACUUCCCGUCGGCCACUUGGGGAAUUCAUCUCGACAGGAAACGUCAAAACAUGCCAAACUCGCGCUUGACGUGCUAAAGUGCGGCCGUCGGCUUCCCGGCUAGCCUCGGCUAAUAUUAGCCUCAACGCCGUUCACGCGCGGAUGCGACUCCGCUGAAGUGGCCGCUUCCCGGAGAACAAUGCCGUCGCCGUCAACUUCCUGAAACGCAAGCUGACUUCCUGUCCUGACUUCCCUGCCCGAUCGCAUCCGACACGCGUGCGCGCGCACGCGUCCAUCCAUUUUUCUCGUCCGUGCCGGAGCCGAUCAAUCGCUGUCUGCCUCACGUGUUUGAUGACGUCAUACCACCUUUUUCCCCAUCACUUAUCGUGCCGUUCACCUUGGGGAUGUAGUUCGCCUUUUGGCCACGAGAUGUCAGUGUCUUCCUUUGUAAAAGCUCCCGAAUCACCAUUAAAAAAACGCACACACACUCGCAUUGAGAUAUUUAAAAGCCAUUUUAGACGAAAGUAAAGAGUACAUUCCGACCACUGGGAGGAAUUUAUAGAUAUAUAUAUAGAGAGAAGAGAAAUAGAUUUUUUUAUGACAGAAACAUGAUUAUUUAAACUUGAGAUGAUCACGGUGGUGACAAUCUUGAUUAAAAAAGUCCCGUGUGCGUGUGCGCUUACGUUUGUCAACAUAAUGUGGAGGGAGGAAUAGUUGACCUUCAUGUUUGGAUUUUAAAAUGGCGAUGAGCAGACAUUGUGAAGUUGCGCUUUAGGCCGCUGGGGAGCGCUGUUGUCUCACUGCAGAGGACACCCCGGUUGGGAAAAAAAAAAAAAGCAAAACGGGAAGGAACCGCCGCAGCAGACUUCACACCGAGACUUGCUUUCAAAACGUCACGUUCG
This is a messenger RNA of Hippocampus zosterae (dwarf seahorse), 3139 nucleotides long. RefSeq names its product EH-domain containing 4 (gene ehd4). The transcript is spliced from 8 exons. The record is from RefSeq and is a predicted model, not a curated record. Gene Ontology annotation, biological process: clathrin-dependent synaptic vesicle endocytosis; endosomal transport. The coding region runs from base 205 to 1842 and encodes 545 amino acids. Gene Ontology annotation, cellular component: cytoplasm; plasma membrane; presynaptic membrane. Gene Ontology annotation, molecular function: calcium ion binding; protein binding; molecular adaptor activity. NCBI's taxonomy places the organism in Eukaryota, Metazoa, Chordata, Actinopteri, Syngnathiformes, Syngnathidae.